Molecule: messenger RNA, 1220 nt
Organism: Capsicum annuum
Lineage: Eukaryota; Viridiplantae; Streptophyta; Magnoliopsida; Solanales; Solanaceae
Product: probable aquaporin PIP-type pTOM75
Exons: 4
Coding region: 144-1007 (287 amino acids)
Biological process (GO): response to water deprivation; transmembrane transport
Cellular component (GO): plasma membrane; vacuole; plasmodesma
Molecular function (GO): water channel activity
Source: RefSeq, a predicted model, not a curated record
UUAAUGUUGUUUAUCUUUUUUUGCUUUUUGAAUGAAGAAAAUAAUGACUUCUCCAUACUAUAUAAGGAACACAACCCCUUAUCUUCUCUCAUUACCAAACUUCUUUUCUAAGACUAAAACAUCCUUAAAAAACUUAGUGAGAAAUGGCAGAAAACAAGGAAGAAGAUGUUAAGUUAGGAGCCAACAAGUAUAGAGAAACACAACCAAUAGGAACAUCAGCACAAACAGAUAAAGAUUAUAAUGAACCACCAGCAGCACCUUUAUUUGAGCCUGGUGAAUUGUCAUCAUGGAGUUUUUAUAGAGCUGGGAUUGCUGAAUUCAUGGCAACUUUCUUGUUUUUGUAUAUUACUAUCUUGACUGUUAUGGGACUUAAAAGGUCUGAUAGUUUGUGUUCUUCUGUUGGGAUUCAAGGUGUUGCUUGGGCUUUUGGUGGUAUGAUCUUUGCACUUGUUUACUGCACUGCUGGUAUCUCAGGAGGGCACAUUAAUCCGGCGGUGACAUUUGGUCUGUUCUUAGCAAGGAAACUUUCGUUAACUAGAGCAGUGUUCUACAUGGUGAUGCAGUGUCUCGGUGCCAUCUGUGGUGCCGGUGUUGUCAAAGGUUUCAUGCAGGGUCCAUAUCAGAGACUUGGCGGUGGUGCCAAUGUGGUUAACCCCGGUUACACGAAAGGUGAUGGCCUUGGUGCUGAGAUUAUUGGCACCUUUGUUCUUGUUUACACUGUUUUCUCCGCCACUGACGCCAAGAGGAAUGCCAGAGAUUCACACGUUCCUAUUUUGGCACCACUUCCAAUUGGAUUCGCGGUGUUCUUGGUUCAUUUGGCCACCAUCCCGAUUACUGGAACUGGCAUCAACCCUGCGAGGAGUCUUGGCGCUGCUAUCAUCUUCAACCAAGACCAAGCUUGGGAUGACCAUUGGAUCUUUUGGGUUGGACCAUUCAUUGGAGCUGCACUUGCUGCAGUUUACCACCAGAUAAUCAUCAGAGCCAUUCCAUUCAAGAGCAAGGCUUAAAAGUUUCUUCAACAUGUCAAAUUACGUGUCGUUUUGCUCUCUUGAUGACUCGAACUCAAAACCGACCUCUGAGUUGAAAGUGACGGGUGCUUACCAUCCGAGCAACUUGUCUAAAUGUGUAUUUUCUUUUCUAUUGAGAUGUCUAUUAUGUGAAAUAAAUUACUAAGUUGUAUGUAAAAGCUUUUCUCAAUGAAAUAUUUUUAUAUUAUUCUA